GCCGAUGGCCCGGCUAGCAGCUAGUAGCCAGGGACAUGCGCACUCGCACCCUCUUACCACAACGGCAUGACACUCAUCUCCUCGCAAAGAUCAGCUCCGAUGCCAUACGGCGCCUCCUGUUCUCCCCGUCGUUCACCGGCACCUACGAACGCCUACGAGUCGCGCACGGGAUGGCCCUGCCCCUCGUCUUCCCGUCCGUGCUCGCGGAGCUCAACCUGCUCGCGCUGCUCUCGCUCCUGAACUUUGCGUCGGGCUACCGCGUGCCGCUGCACGCGGCAACGGGCCGCGGCGCGUUCGACAGCAUCCGCGCCUUCGUGUUCUCGCUCUACAUAUCGUCGUCCGUCGGCGGCGAGGGCGACCUGCUCUCCGCGCGCGGCAUGCAGAGCGUCGCCGCGGGGAAGGUCGCGGAGCUCAUGGGCGUCGCGGACAAGGUGCACGUCGACCAGCCGUCGACCGUCCCGGGUGUCACCAUGAGCGAGCUUGGCGGCCCCGUGUGGGAGGUCGUGCAGCUCGUCACGAAGGUGCUGAAGGAGACCGGGGACGUGCUGGUCAAUGGCGGCUACCAGGACCUCGGGGCCUUUGUCCUCGAGGCAUUGAAGGAGGGCGACAAGGUCAGGCGGAAGAACGAGCCUGGCAGGGAGGACCCCGAGUGCGAUGUCAUUAUCGAGCGGUUGGUGAAGGCCAUACCAGCGUUCCGAGACAUGGUUGUAAUCGAUGGACAGCCCGUCUACUGCUUCAAGAAGGCCAUGCUGACGCUGCACGCUAUCGCCCUGCGAUACAAAGACUCACCGAACGCUUCCGUGCCGGUACCACGCACGGACAACCUGCCAGUCUUCUCAGAUAACGUUAUCCCGUCUAUGCUUGUACACCUGGGCGUUAUCGAUCUCUCCACCUCUACGCCCGCCGUGGGUCUGCAGGACAUCUUCCCUUUGGCGAAGCAGAGGGAGACCCUAGACCUCCUGCUCGGCACAGCCCCACCUCAAUCCGAGAAUACCGAAGGCGCCAGGAAGGGGUCCCCGAAAGAAGGCCCUGUUCUGACGACGGAGCAGGCAUUCGUUCUGCGUGCGGCUGCCGUGGACGCAUGCGAACUGAUUGUGCAAUACGCACGGAACCUGUCUGACGAGGAGCUCCGGAUGGAAGACGGCCGGGAGCUCAGGUGGCUCAAGACAGUCACGGUACCCGAGCUCGAUGCCUGGGCCUGGGCGGUUGCGAAGGAUCGCGCGGACUAUCGGAGCCUGGAGCGGUUCGUGCUGCGCAACACGACGUAUUUCUGAAGACAAGCAGUGUGCUACCAUGUACCUAUCUCGUUUGACGACCCAGAUGCAGCCACAGGUGAACAGAAUCUGAUGCGGACGGCGAGCAUUGCCGGGCGUACUAGUGAUUGGCGUGUGGCUCAGGCGUGGGUGCGCGCCGUGAUUGCCAGAAUGUCG
Phanerochaete carnosa HHB-10118-sp is the source of this 1430-nucleotide messenger RNA. RefSeq lists its product as uncharacterized. Gene Ontology annotation, biological process: tRNA modification. The transcript is spliced from 3 exons. The record is from RefSeq and is a predicted model, not a curated record. Lineage: Eukaryota; Fungi; Basidiomycota; Agaricomycetes; Polyporales; Phanerochaetaceae. Bases 36 to 1274 code for a protein of 412 amino acids.